AUGAAGAAGCUCUAUCGGAAAGGCACAGUCCACCCUUCGCCUGCGCCGCCUAUUUCGGACUCCCUGGCCCUUUUGCCGGCGACUCUCUUAACUCUGUCGGCAGCACUCUCGCCGGAGGACAGGGAAGUUCUCGCCUACCUCAUUUCCUGCUCCUCUGGUAAUUUAUCCGGUGACCGGAAGACUACCACCACCGAGAAAUCCUGCGACCACUCGCCGUCCUUCUCCUGCGACUGCUUCAGGUGCUACAUGAGCUUCUGGAUCAAGUGGGACUCGUCGCCGAAUCGCCAGUUGAUCCACGAAAUUAUCGAUCAAUUCGAAGAUGAUUUGGCUCAGAACAAGAAGGAAAAGAGCAAGAAGGAGAGAAAAAAGAAGAGAGGGGCAAAGGGGUCGAGGGAACUAAAAAUUUCAGAAAAGAGUUUGAAUAAGGACGAGUUAAUCAAGGAUGCAGACUCCGAGUUAAUCAGCGAGUCAGACUCGAUGGAACAGAGCAGUAGUGCUGGGGGUGAGGAGGGAAGUGAAGGGGUUGAGAAGGGGACCGUGAGGAGGUUUAUGAGUUUUGUUGGGGAGAGGUUUUGGAGUGUUUGGACUCAGAGAACUUGA
Messenger RNA from Thlaspi arvense, 600 nucleotides. The record is from the annotation of a GenBank genome assembly. NCBI's taxonomy places the organism in Eukaryota, Viridiplantae, Streptophyta, Magnoliopsida, Brassicales, Brassicaceae.